AUGUCCUCUCCUACCACCAUCGUCUUCGGACCUACCGGCCACGUCGGCUCCGCCGCAGCCAUCACCGCAGCAGAACUCGGCGCAAAGGUAGUGCUCGCACUACGUGACACCCAAAAGCCUAUCCCAGGUAUAACAGCAGACCAAGAGAAAUCCGGAUCCUUCGAAAGAGUCCACGCCGAUCUCACCAAACCCGACACCAUCGAAGCAGCCGUUCGCACAACCGGAGCCAAACAUGCCUUUAUAUACCUUACCUAUGGAAGUCCGGACCACAUGCGAGGCACCAUCGAAGCGCUCAAGGCUUCCGGUAUUGAAUUCGUGGUGUUUUUGAGCAGUUUCGGCGUUCAUGGAGAUCUCCGAAGUAUCGAGCAGAGCAAUACCGUCGCGUAUAUACAUGGACAGGUUGAGAUUAACCUGGAAGAGGUUUUCGGCGCGGAUGGCUACGUCGCUGUUCGACCGGCAUUCUUCAAUACCAAUGCGAAGUGGUGGGCCGGUAUGAUCCGCGAGGGGGAAGUCAAGAUUGCGUAUCCGGAUAGCACUUUUGACUGGAUUUCUCCGGGUGAUAUUGGCCGUAUUGCUGGAAAGCUGCUUGUCCAGGGAAUUCAGGCGACGUCUGGAGCGGAAGACCGGAACUUUAUCCCUCUUUGUGGACCGAAGUUGGUGUCUCAGGGGGAUGCUAUGGGUAUCUUUGGCAGGGCGAUUGGCAAAGAUGUCAAAGUCACCGAGGUGGAUGAGGAGGAGGGUACCAAGAUCUUGAUUGAGAAUGGCCUACCUGAGUUUGUGGCGGGGCCUUUGGUUAAGUCUUUGGCUCCUGCAAGCGGGGGCUCUAGGCAGUAUGAUGUGGGAAGGUAUACGGAGGGAUCUCUGAACCUGAAGAAGUAUGCUGGGCAGGUCACCAGUCUGGAGGAGUGGGCUGUGGCUAACAAGGAAGUCUUUGGUGUGUAA
Molecule: messenger RNA, 942 nt
Organism: Penicillium cataractarum
Lineage: Eukaryota; Fungi; Ascomycota; Eurotiomycetes; Eurotiales; Aspergillaceae
Product: NmrA-like family protein
Exons: 1
Coding region: 1-942 (313 amino acids)
Source: RefSeq, a predicted model, not a curated record